CGUUAGGUGUCGUACAGGUAGGGUUCGAGGGUAGUCUGCAGACGGUAAGCCGACUAAUACCAGGCCACAACGGUUGAAGAUCUACAGGCGUAGUAUAGUAUGUGCCAGCCUACAUAAUAACCACGUCUGACCUCGCUGCUAGAUUUGUAUUAUCACCGUAUUGAUGUACGAAACACCGAGAUAUGACCAGUGGGUGUUAGAUUCCCCCCACCUCUCGCUCUCCAGGCAGUUUCUCGGUUCCUUAAAUAGAAUAGGGGGUGCGCGUUCAUGACCAUCUUUCUACUAAUACUAAGUCCUGAGGCCCUCUCCUCCCGUUAUUAUUUGUUGCCCUGCCAAUCAAGCUCGAACCCCCGCCAGACACUUCGAGGCGACCUCGCGUACAACACAGCGGUUAGAUCUACGGCUUACCGACUAGAGCACAGAGACUGCGACGUUGAUUCUCUGAGCACCCCGCGGUCGACGUCGAGCCCUGGAGAACGGUAUCUGCCCUUUAUUCUCUCGAUCCUAGCAUGUCGGACUUUUCCGUGUCUCUCGCCGAAUUUGAAGUUUUGAUAGGAAUAGAAAUAACUCUUGUGACGACCACCGCUUUUCUCGUUUCGAUACGAUGCUUUGUCGACUUCAAACAGCAACAGAGGCUGGGCAUAGACGACUAUACCUCGAUCUUGGGCGCGCUUUUCUUGACGACGACUUCUGCGCUCAACGGUGUAGAAUUCAGGGCUCUGUCGAACCCGAGCUAUUCCGUCGACCAACACUUUCAGUCCGGAGUGAUCAUCGAAGUCUUCACACAGCUCACCACGUGGUCCAUAAAAGCAUCCAUCUUCUUCCUCUAUUUAAGGCUCUUCGGCGUCCAUCGGUGGAUGCGGCACUCUUCGUACGCCAUGCUUGUUAUAACUGCCCUGGUAUACUUUGGCUCGCUGGCUUUUACCCUAGUCGGGUGCCCCCUCGACGACGUCGCCGCCGAGGCGUCGCUUGUCCCCUGCGCUCGAGCGGUCGUAAUGACUAAUGCGGUAUCCGGCAUCGUAUCUGUCACCACCGAUAUAAUAAUUCUUUCCCUUCCUUUGCCUAUAAUCUUCCGCCUUCAACUUCCCCGACCUAAGAAGAUUGGCCUUUACGUCGUCUUCUUCUCAGGCUUACUCGGUAUAGCUGCCUCUACAGUGUCUCUAUAUUACAAAGCAGGCACUACCAAUGUCGUUGCCGCAGACAUUAUGUUCGACGUCGAAAACUCCGUGGGCCUGGCGGUAGGCUCUGCACCUAUGCUCUGGGCUUUCUGGGUUAAAUAUGUCCCCAGGUUUCUCGAAUUGUCCAAGGAUUCCUGCGUGCGUAUCCGACCCCUUGCGAAGUGUCCCAUCUCGAGCUGGGUGCGACGAUAUCGGCAGCGAGACAGCGCUAGACAGACUGAUAAUUCGGCCGCCCAUGCUGGAUCCUACGAGAUGCUGGGGAUUGGCGACUUGAACAUAGAGGUGCCGAGGGAAGUCUGGCAGCCAGGAGCUACAACACCUCGGGGAAGGCAGGACGAUAUUAUAGAAGACCCAUCGGUAUGAUCCCGCGUAACCGAAUAGGGGACGGCCUCUAGGGCAGUCUCGUAUAACAAGAAGAAGCCUACGAUGAAG
Durotheca rogersii is the source of this 1610-nucleotide messenger RNA. RefSeq lists its product as uncharacterized. The transcript has 6 exons. Bases 510 to 1541 code for a protein of 343 amino acids. NCBI's taxonomy places the organism in Eukaryota, Fungi, Ascomycota, Sordariomycetes, Xylariales, Xylariaceae. The record is from RefSeq and is a predicted model, not a curated record.